AUGGAAGGCGAAGCCCGUCAACUAAUAGUCAUGCCAGCAUCUCUCGAAGAUGUCAGAAUCAAACGACUCCCGUCACGCGCUUACUACAUCGCAGACUUCAUCAGCGAAGAAGAAGAGCAAGUUCUCUUGAAGAAGAUCGAAACAGCUCCGAAGCCUCGAUGGAAGCAACUUUCACGUCGGAGACUCCAGACUUGGCCAUCUGAUUUGAAUAAGGACACUCUCUUGGACUCUCCUCUACCGACAUGGUUGACGGAACCUGUAAUCUCUCGGUUGCUUUCUUACCAGAUGUCUGUCGAAGAUGGCGAGAAGUCAAAAAAGCUGGUCCCGAACCAUGUCCUAAUCAACGAAUAUUUGCCAGGGCAGGGAAUAAUGCCUCACAAAGAUGGCGCUGCAUAUUAUCCCGUGGUAUGCACAGUUAGCCUGGGAGCCAGUAUUUGUUUGGAUAUUUAUGGCAGCAAAGAGGAUGGAGCUGUGGAAGAUCAGCCACGAUGGCGGAUUCUUCAGGAGCCACGAUCCUUACUCAUUACCGCAGGGGAGCUUUACACGGACUAUCUGCAUGGCAUAGCAGAAGUCAAUGAAUAUGUUGACCUUAAUCCAACAACUGUCUCUAAUUGGGAGCUCCUUCGAUCUCCCGAUGAAAUCGUAAAUGGAAAACUCGAGCGCCGAACACGAACAAGCCUCACGUAUCGCCAUGUAAUCAAGGUAUCGAAGCUGGGCGCGAAACUGGGAAUUUUUGGCAAGCGUUGA
This is a messenger RNA of Amorphotheca resinae ATCC 22711, 747 nucleotides long. RefSeq lists its product as hypothetical. The coding region runs from base 1 to 747 and encodes 248 amino acids. The transcript is spliced from 2 exons. NCBI's taxonomy places the organism in Eukaryota, Fungi, Ascomycota, Leotiomycetes, Helotiales, Amorphothecaceae. The record is from RefSeq and is a predicted model, not a curated record.